AAUGACAUAGCAUGCACCGGUGUUUGAGAACGUAGCAAACAUGGCGGCCUCCUUGCUACCCGUUUCUCAAAAAUUUAUUAACGGGGUCCCUGUACCGCAGGGCCGCAAGACGCUGCGUCUUAAAGAGAAGUACAUAAUCUUACUGGUGUUUGUUACAUUUGGACUCGUGUGUUUUGGUGCAUUUUUCUUUUUACCAGAUCUUCGAGAUCGGGUCAGACUGAACGAUGUUGUUAGGAACAGAAUGAGAGGUGUAGAUGAAAUGAUGAUUCCCCGGGGAGGUAUAAGGGGUGGCCAGAUAAUUAGGCACGGGGAAGAUGAACAUGAACAUUUAAACGAUGAUAGAUUAAAAUUCCAGAACCAAAUGGAUAGGGAUAAUAGGAUUGCUAACAUAGGAAAGAAAUUAAACAUUUCAAGGAAAGAUAGUGGUAAAAUCAAGGAAGAUAUUGAUUCAGAGAAAGAGAAGAUUUUAAAACUGCGUCAAGAAGAAGCAAGAAAAAAGGAAGAAGAAGAAAAAGAGAAGGCUAAACAGAUAGAGACAGAACACGAAGGAGGGGAGGGAGGACAAGGGGGAGAACCCACAGAUCCUGACAUAAAACAAAAGCGUGAAAAAGUGCGCGAGAUGAUGAGGCAUGCAUGGGUUAAUUACGAGAAAUACGCCUGGGGAGCAAACGAACUUCGUCCAAUCAGCAAGCGAGGACACAGUGCCAGUAUUUUUGGAAGUUUGAGCCUCGGAGCCACAAUCAUUGAUGCGGCCGAUACUCUGUAUAUCAUGGAGUUAAUGGAUGAGUACAAGAGAGCCCGGGACUGGAUAGCCACAAGUUUUACCUUUGAUGGGGCAACUGAGCUGUCAGCGUUUGAGACAAAUAUCCGCUUUGUUGGGGGUCUUCUAUCUCUGUAUGCUCUCACUGGGGAUGCUAUGUACAAGAAGAAAGCCAUAGUGGUGGCAGACAAACUGCUCCCAGCCUUUGACACACCCACAGGAAUACCACAGUCCAUGGUCAACACCAAAACAGGAAGUGCACGUAAUUGGGGCUGGGCAUCAGGCGGCUGUUCUAUUCUCGCUGAGUUUGGAUCCUUCCAUUUAGAAUUUGUCUAUCUCUCGGAAAUCAGCGGAAAAAGUGUUUACAAAGACAAGGUGAUGAAAAUCAGGGAGACCUUGAACAGCAUAGAGAAACCUAACGGUCUGUACCCUAAUUACCUGAAUCCCCGCACAGGAAGGUGGGGACAAAGUCAUACUGCCAUUGGGGCACUAGGAGAUAGCUUUUAUGAAUAUCUGUUGAAAUCUUGGCUUCAGUCUGGAAAGAAAGACGAUUUAGCCAAGAAAAUGUAUGACGAAGCAGUACAGGCCAUUGUAGAGAAGCUUGUGAAGAAAUCCCCAGGAGGACUAACUUAUGUAGCAGAGUACAAAUCUGGGAGACUGGAAAAUAAAAUGGACCACUUAGGAUGCUUUGCAGGUGGUAUGUUUGCCUUAGGAGCUGAGUAUUCAGACAACAAACAGAAGUAUUUAGACAUUGGAGCAGGAAUAUCUAACACUUGUCAUGAAUCUUAUGUCAGAUCAGAAACCAAGUUAGGCCCAGAGGCUUUCAGAUUUGAUGGGAAUACGGAGGCGAAGUCGAUACGACAGAAUGAGAAAUAUUACAUCCUACGUCCCGAGGUAGUGGAGACCCACUUCUACAUGUGGAGGUUAACUAAGGAGGACAAAUACAGAGACUGGAACUGGGAGGCCAUACAGGCUCUGGAGAAGCACUGUAGGACAGAUGGAGGUUACACUGGAAUACGAGACGUGUACCAGUCAAACCCGUCACAGGACGAUGUUCAGCAGAGCUUCUUCCUGGCAGAGACCUUGAAAUACCUCUAUCUGACUUUCUCUGAUGACUCACUAAUCCCCCUAGACAAGUGGGUCUUCAAUACUGAGGCCCACCCCUUACCGAUUCAGGGGGCCAAUAAAGUUAUUGAGAAGAAGGAGAGAUAGGUUCGAUAGGUCCCAUUAUUAAUUAAAAAUCUGUGAUUGGAUAUAUAUUUGGUGUGAAUAUUAUGUAUAGAUUUGUUUUGAUGUGUGAGUGAGUUAUAGAUGGUGUAGAUGCAUCUAUUUUUAAGUUAUUUUUUUUAAUAAGACAUUCUUUUAAGUCACAAUGUAUACAAGUUUAAAUACUUAUUUCUAAAUCAAAAUUUCAUUAUUUUUGGAUAUUUGACAACCAAAAGAAUAUAUAUUUUUUGUUCAGAAAGAAAGACUUAUUUUUGCAUGUAUCAUUGAAUUCCUCUAUAAACUUACAUGAAAAAUGUUGAGAAAAGUAUAAAAAAAAAAUUGAAUUUAUUUAUCUGCCUGAAACAAUUUUGAGCAAAAUACUACAGACUGAAAUAAAAGAAAAGAUCAUGUAGAAUUUUAGUUGAACAUCCUCCUUGUAAAAUUAUCAAGCUUACUUUCUUUAGGUAACAUACAUGAUCCUUAAUCUAGAAGUUAUUGGUUCUCCUUAAGAGUGUUUUUGUUUGUUUAGUAUGGUAGUGAGCUAGAAGCUGAGAGUGUUGACAAAUUUCUUCUUCAGACACAACAGGACUCUCUCACAAAUAGUAUGACCCAAGUGUUGUGUCAUACAGCAAGCUAAUUUUGUUUUUUCCACCAAAACUUAUUAGUUAACCGACAGGUUAUUUUUUUAGUGAUCCCUUCUCAAAUUCACCAGACCACUCUAAAGUAAGACAUGAUCUAUUUAUGUAACCAUGUUUACUUUGCAUAAAAAGUGCAGCAGCCUGUUGGACUGAUCCACAUAUAAAUUUUUUUCAUUUUUUCAUUUUUGUCAUUUUGUCCCCUGAGCUUUAUAAUAAAUAUACCUCCACCUGAACUUUAUAUUACCAUUGAAACUCCAUUUGAUUUUAUUUUAUAUAAUUAUCUGAUUCAGCAUGAACCAAGGUAUUUGAUGCUUUUGUUUUGGCAUGCAGUGUACAAAGCACAUUGCUAUGUAUUCAGAUUUAUAUAAAUUUUAUCAGUAUACUUGUGUGUAAUUAUGAUGUAAAUACACUGUACCUAAAUAUGAUUUUGUGAUAUAUGCUUUGCUAAGCUGUCUCUUGAUUGUUAGAUGGUAGAUAUUAGUGAUUUUUAAUUUUCUGAGAUGACAUCAUUGUAGAUGAAAAUAUCAUUGAUUAAUUAUUUGACUUUCUUUUGGUGUUUAAGUGAAAAAAAAAUUAAAUACUUUUUCCUCAAGAGCCUAAAAUAUUUUAGAAGGUCUGAGAAAAGUAAAUUAAUACAUCAUGUGUUUCAUUCAUUCAGUUUGGGAAUAAUUUAAAAAUUUAAAUAAUUCAAUCAUCAAGAAAGAAUAUCUCUGUUUUUAAUUAAGCAUGAUAAUUAUAUCAUUAUGUUUGUUAUUAUCACAAUGAUAAAUUCAUAAUUUUGUCAUAAGCAGUUGGUGUAUGUCAAAUAUAUAAUUAUUGUGUCAUAAUGCUCAUUUGACAUGAUCAUCAUGGUGGUUUGUAAGAAGUAACUGUAUCCAUGGUUCAUUUGAGAAAGACAAUUUUACUUUUGCUUUUAUAAACAAUCUCCGUAGAAUUUUGUAGUUUGAUCUUGAUAAAAGUGGCAUUCCAUUGAAAUUAUGUCAUGUAGUUCUGUUAACACAGCAUUAUUAUGUUGAGUUGUAGUUACAAAGUUAUUUAUUUAUGUUCUUGUAAUUAGAAAAUGAUUUUCUUCAAUUAAGAGGAAGAUUUUUAGCUAACUAAUACCGAGUAAUUUGUAUAACUACAAUAGUUGUUUUGAUGGAAUAAUCCAGGGACAUUUACCUCAAUUAAAUUGAAUGAAUUUGGUCAAUAGAUUACUAAGUGAUUCCAAAAGAAGAAAUUGACAGGUGUUUGACAUUUUGAAAUAAAAGAAAAAUAUUUUUUCUUGAAGCUGGAUGUUUGUUUCAAAUAAUUAUCCCUUCAGAAGAUAUUUGCAUAUAUAUUAAUAAUGUACAGUACAACCUUCAGAAUUCAUAAUUAUGUAUGUGUAUCUGUAUUUAGAUAUACAUGUACAUGUGCUUUACAUGUAUACUGAAAUGGAAUUUCAAACAAUUAUGAUAUAUUUUUGUAUGUUUUGUAUAUUGAUUAACAAACAGAAUAAUGCAAGGAACUAACAUUGAAUUUCUCUCAUAUUUAUACCUAUAAGAAUAUCAACUUCAAUUCAGUACAGGUAUUUAUAUCUAUGACAUGGAUUUUUUUAGUUGUAGUAAAGAUGUAAAUUAGGUUAUCUUGAAUUAGAAAUCACAUUACAUAACUGUAUAUAUUAUUAAUGAAUUUGUGCACUCUAUCUUGUAAUAUAUAGUGAUUCUUUUAUGUGUUCAUCUAAUAGUCAUGUAUUUAUAAAGCAGACCAGUCAUUAAAUUAAUUUUCAAUAUUA
Messenger RNA from Saccostrea cuccullata (small rock oyster), 4360 nucleotides. Its product is annotated as mannosyl-oligosaccharide 1,2-alpha-mannosidase IA-like. The record is from RefSeq and is a predicted model, not a curated record. The transcript is spliced from 11 exons. Gene Ontology annotation, biological process: mannose trimming involved in glycoprotein ERAD pathway; carbohydrate metabolic process. The coding region runs from base 41 to 1972 and encodes 643 amino acids. Gene Ontology annotation, cellular component: Golgi membrane; endoplasmic reticulum. NCBI's taxonomy places the organism in Eukaryota, Metazoa, Mollusca, Bivalvia, Ostreida, Ostreidae. Gene Ontology annotation, molecular function: mannosyl-oligosaccharide 1,2-alpha-mannosidase activity; calcium ion binding.